AUGUGUACUCGAUUUGCAACAUUGGAAGAACGGAAAAACAGAAUCAGAGGUAGUUGUUAUCGUUGCCUAAAGGAUGGUCAUGGAAUUCGUGAAUGCAAAUCAAAUAAAAGGUGUGUGUACUGUAAUCAAUUCAAUAGACAUCAUAGAAGUCUGUGUCCUAAGAAAUAUAAACAAACAACACAAGAAGACUCACAGAUGAGUGCAACGGAGCAAAUCAAUAAUAUCUCACCGAUGGAGCAAAAUGAAGAAAAUGCUAUGUUGUCUCACGGAGAAUCUGUGUUUAUGCAGACGGCGCUAACUGAUAUUCAAAACCCAACAUCUAACGAAAGUGUCAAGACAAGAAUUCUUCUUGACUGUGGCUCUCAGAGAACAUAUAUCACACAGUCACUAGCUGACAAAUUAAGACUAAAGAAGCAGUAUGUCGAAGAGUUACAUGUGUUUACAUUUGCGAUUGAAGUUCAGCCCGGAUUGUAUCUGAUGUGUUCUAAACUCGGUUGGAUUCUAACUGGAAGGUCAUACUCAGAAAUAAAAGAGAAAGAGGAACCAAACAUGCUCAUUCUCACACACGGAAGUGUUAACAAUUCAACUAUAAACAAAGGAAUAUUCUGUGGUAUCGAUUCUUGUGAAAACUCGAUUCAAGAUCUAGAGGAUUUUUGGAACAUAGAGGCUAUAGGCAUUUGUGACAAAGACGAAAUGAAUGAUGAUGAGUUAUCAAUGAGAAAGUUUAAAAGCACACUCACCUUUCAGGAUGGUAGAUACAGUGUUACCUGGCCAUGGAAAGAAGAAAAUCCAGAUUUACCCGAAAACAAAGGACUUGCAAUUGGACGACUUAAGUCGUGUUUGAAAAGACUAGAAAACAAACCUGACCUGCUAGAAAAAUACAACAAUGUUAUAAAAGACCAACUGUCAAAAGGAGUUAUUGAGAAGGUUCAAGACUAG
This is a messenger RNA of Ruditapes philippinarum (Manila clam), 939 nucleotides long. RefSeq lists its product as uncharacterized. NCBI's taxonomy places the organism in Eukaryota, Metazoa, Mollusca, Bivalvia, Venerida, Veneridae. The transcript has 2 exons. Gene Ontology annotation, molecular function: nucleic acid binding; zinc ion binding. The record is from RefSeq and is a predicted model, not a curated record. Bases 1 to 939 code for a protein of 312 amino acids.